Molecule: messenger RNA, 1245 nt
Organism: Dioszegia hungarica
Lineage: Eukaryota; Fungi; Basidiomycota; Tremellomycetes; Tremellales; Bulleribasidiaceae
Exons: 5
Cellular component (GO): membrane
Source: RefSeq, a predicted model, not a curated record
AUGGCGCUUCUCAAUCCCGCCAUCCAGUCCCCCGCCCACGGCGCCGACCUGGCGCGCCCCCUCACCCCUCCAAACACACACGGCUCGUCCCAGUUCGACUCGCCCGAAUUGACCGCGCCCCCUCAGCGUGUCUCCUACUCGCCUCCAUUACUCCACCCCUCCUUGCCCUACGCGAGCAAUAAUAGCGGACGGAGUGACCGACCGAACUCCAACUUUUCUUCACGGCGCUCGUCGUUCGCGUCGGAUCGACCGGGGAAGGGCGACCUCAAAGCGCGACCCAUCAGCUUGUCGGUCAACUAUGUGCCGGCCAAGUUUACGCGGAUGCACAAUCAGGGCGAAGGGGGCAGUAUCACCAUGCGGAAGCGGAGGAAGCAGGGUGGAGGGAGGGAAGCGUUCGCGGAUGAUGCCGGAAGGAUGGGGCAGAUGGGGAUGGUGGAUGACGAUGAGGGGGUGGAGUAUAAGAUGGCGAGGGGUGGAGUGAGGCGGAAGGGAGGGAAGAGAAAGGGGCUGAGAUGGAAUCGCUUCAAGGCACUCUUGUUUGCUGCCAACACAGUCAUCAUGCUGUAUGGGCUGGCCACUCUGGUCGCUGCUAUCCUCGUCUGGCUCAACGUCUUCUCCUAUGCCGAUGUCAUCCGAGUAGGGAACAAGGAAGAGCUCAUCGUCUCCACCGUCGCAGCCGCUCUCUGCACCCUCACCGCCGUGUUCGGCUACUCUGGCAUCAUCCUCAAUAACCGCGCUUUCCUCGCUGUCUACACCCUGCUUCUAUGGAUCGACCUGGGCUUCAUCGCCGCCCCAGGAUACAUGACCUACAAACAGCGAACCUUCAACCUCGAAGGCAAGCUGAACCAGCAAUGGAGUCGAUACCUAGGCACCGAAGGGAGACUACGGAUCCAAGACGCCCUCGUCUGCUGUGGCUACUUUUCCCCUUUUAUCGAAGCGACCCAAUCCCCGCUCUGCUACUCCCGCUCCAACCUCCCCGGUUGCAAGGCCCGCUAUCUCCGGCUGGAACGUACCGUCCUCGGCGUAUGGUACGCCGUUGCCUUCGGAAUGGUCGGCGCACACAUUAUCAUCAUCGUCGCGGCGCUGCUGUGCUCGAACCACGUGACGUAUCGCUUCGGAAAGGGGUUGACGCCGAAGCGGUACAGGCUGGAUCUGAGGAGUAUGGGAGUGAUCCUGGAUGAUUACGCCAACCAAAUCGCAGCUCAGUAUGGCGACAAUGUAGCCCAAGAGGCACUCACCCGAUCU